AUGGAAUGGAUUUCUCUGAAUAUUAGAGAAGACGCCAAGGUUUCUGUUUUGGAUUCUGUUGUAGGUGAAAACAUCGCUCAACCACUUUUGGGAGAAUUAUGGAAGACUAAACGACUUUCAGCAACAGUUCUACGAGUAACACCAGAGAGAAUAAGUGAUAGCGAAAUGGAUAGUGAAACGGAUAUUUCAAGUAAUACUGAUGAUAGUUCUGAAGAUGGAGAAAUCAUAAAUGUUAGUAAUGUUAAUAAUGUACGAUGGACUAAUAAAGUUAUUACUAUUGAUUCUCACCAAGUGUCCCGCUCCUAUUUCAGCACACCAGUUGUACACAUUACUGAUAUCUCUAAAGCAACACCCAGAAAAUUUUUUGAGUGA
Molecule: messenger RNA, 372 nt
Organism: Funneliformis caledonium
Lineage: Eukaryota; Fungi; Glomeromycota; Glomeromycetes; Glomerales; Glomeraceae
Source: the annotation of a GenBank genome assembly